This is a messenger RNA of Echinococcus granulosus, 708 nucleotides long. Its product is annotated as Runt-related transcription factor. Gene Ontology annotation, cellular component: nucleus. Lineage: Eukaryota; Metazoa; Platyhelminthes; Cestoda; Cyclophyllidea; Taeniidae. Gene Ontology annotation, biological process: regulation of DNA-templated transcription. Bases 1 to 708 code for a protein of 235 amino acids. The transcript has 4 exons. The record is from RefSeq and is a predicted model, not a curated record. Gene Ontology annotation, molecular function: DNA-binding transcription factor activity, RNA polymerase II-specific; ATP binding; RNA polymerase II cis-regulatory region sequence-specific DNA binding.
AUGUCAGACAUAAUGCUCGCAGCGGAGUACACCCUGCGUAGAGCUCUGCAUGAGCACGCUGGUGACCUCGUGGUCACAGGCAGCCCCCACCUCCUCUGCUCCAGUCUGCCUAAGCAUUGGCGCUCCAAUAAGUCCCUACCCACUCCCUUUCGCGUGGUCAGUCUCGUCCCAGUGCCCGAUGGUACUAGGGUUGUGCUCAGUGCGGGUAAUGAGGAGCGACCCUUCGCAGAGCUCAAGAAUGCAGUCGCGGUAAUGCAAAACCAGGAGGCCCGUUUCAAUGAUCUGCGAUUUCUAGGACGCAGUGGAAGGGGCAAGUCCUUCAACGUGACAAUUACUGUGGAAACGAAUCCGCCUCAGGUGGGCACCUACUCUCACGCAAUAAAAGUCACAGUGGACGGACCACGGGUGCCACGAAACAAAUAUGGUUGGGAGAGAAGAAAAUGGCUGGUGCUGCUGAUGGAGAUGCACAUAACGCAUGACACCAUUAAACGGCACGACAUGGCUGCUGCUUCUGCUGCUGCCACUACAGUUGCGGUGACAUUUUCUUUGCGGCUAAAGCGUGACUGUUGCCGCGUCCGAAUUAAACGGGGAAAGACGGGAAAGAGGCUGGAGCAUGUGUUGGUGGGCAUCAAGUUGGUUGUCUACGCGUUUCCGCCUGUUCCACCUUCCAUCAAACCACCACUUUAUCAAGCGGUCCAGGCAAACUAA